Amphimedon queenslandica is the source of this 676-nucleotide messenger RNA. Its product is annotated as eukaryotic translation initiation factor 4E-like. NCBI's taxonomy places the organism in Eukaryota, Metazoa, Porifera, Demospongiae, Haplosclerida, Niphatidae. Bases 102 to 656 code for a protein of 184 amino acids. Gene Ontology annotation, biological process: translational initiation. The transcript has 7 exons. The record is from RefSeq and is a predicted model, not a curated record. Gene Ontology annotation, molecular function: translation initiation factor activity; RNA 7-methylguanosine cap binding. Gene Ontology annotation, cellular component: eukaryotic translation initiation factor 4F complex; cytoplasm.
AAUCGUAGGCGUGGUCUUACUAGUGCUGCAUGCUGCUUUUUAGGUACAGAAUUAAGAAUCAAAGAAAGUAAAACAAUACAGGAUCUUAACGCUAGAAGUAAAUGGCUUCAAAGGAACCAGACAAACCAUCAACGAGUGAGAGUGAAAAGUCUCAAGCUCCAUUAAUAGCGUCUGUACCAGCGGUAACACCAGAAAGACAUCCAUUACAGAACAAGUGGGUUUUGUGGUAUUUGAAAAAUGACAAGCAAAAAGAAUGGAAAGACAAUUUAAGAAAGAUCAUUUGCAUUGAUACGGUUGAAGACUUUUGGUCUGUGUACAAUCAUAUCAAGCCACCAAGCCAAAUUAGCAGUGGGUGUGACUACAUGCUAUUUAAAGAAGGUAUUGAACCAAUGUGGGAAGACAAAACAAACAAAGAUGGUGGUAGGUGGUUGUUAAAUAUUGAUAAAAGAGACAGAAAAGAUGGAGUUUUAGACAAUGUUUGGAUGGAGACAUUAAUGUGCUUGAUUGGGGAAAUUUUUGAUGACAGUAGUGAUGAUAUCUGUGGAGCUGUGGCACAGAAUAGAACAAAAGGAGACAAAAUAUCUAUUUGGACUAGAGUUGCAAAAAAUAAAGACCAUGUUCACAGAAUAGGGUACGUUAUAAAAUUUUUCUAUUAAAAAUUGUUUUUUGGAAUAGU